ACACAUAAGUAUUAAAGAGUAUAGCUUCCACAAUACUGCGUGGGGACUGCAUGAAGGGAAUACAAGUGAAAGCAACAACUACGCUCACGGUCUCAGGUUAAAAUCUAAAAUUCGCGCAGUUUAGAAGUGACCAAUUCACUGGAGAUCUCAGAAGGAUGUAAUUUGAUUUUUAUUUCUAUCACAGAUUUGUACCCGAUGCAUUUUCGAUAACGAUGGAAGUUGGGACGUUUUUGCAAAACAUACAUAUAUGGAUGACUAGUGAAUACUGAGACGGUUUGCGAUAGCCGAAUGUUUCUACAUGAAUAUGUGAGGAAUCCGGAUUGCGCGAGAACGGGAAGUUCAAAUAUUUUUGAAAUAUAUGAACCUGUUUCAUCAAGUAAAUACUAUCCACACGUUGUCUGAAUGAUUCCCAUACCGUUAACCUCGUAUCUACCAUCUUACAAGGAGGUCAAGGAGCCGGAUUAUAUGGUGACCGGUUAGUUGGUAAUCCUUCAAAUCUAAACGUUAUACUGGGUGACGUGAUAAAGUAACUAUGGCAACGUACAUUGGACCACUAAGAUCCUAUGUAUCUGGUAUCAUCUUUGGAAGUUUUAUAUUUGGUAUGUGUUAUUGCUUUUCCAGCUAUGCCUCACAAUUCAUUGAGGGUUCAAUAACCCAGACCAAAGCGGAAAACUUUAAACGAGACACGGCGCACAGCAGCCAUCUUAAAAGUGAGCGCGAUGGUUCUAAUUCUGCAGGCGUCGGGACGAAAUUUCCUGAUAUAGACCUGACUACGAUGCAAUGUCCGAUGAAGGACUCCGCGAUAGAUCCUAGCAUCCUUGCCCAGUUAGACUGUAAGAAGCGGCUUCCUCACGUCAUCGGGAUCGGGAUGGAGAAGUGCGGGACCGGAGCCCUGUCGUUCUUCCUGGCCAGCCACCCUUCUCUCGUCCAUUCUGUUCCCCAAGAGAUUUACUAUUGGAACAAGAAUAAAGAGAAGAGCCUCGAGUGGUACCGAGACCAGAUGCCAAUCUCCUCCAAACACCAGGUAACAAUGGAGAAAACGCCGUCGUACAUCUUUGAAAAAGACACGCCGGCGAGGAUCAAAGCGCUGAUGCCCGAGACCAAAUUCAUCGUCAUGAUCCGGGAUCCGAUUGUCCGAGCUGUUUCGGAUUACCUCCAUCUCCAAAAUAUCGGUCUUCCAGAGUACUUUAAACCGCGGAUAGUUCCACCAGGCUAUGAACCGCUGUGUUACGUCAAUACAACCUUUGAAGGAUCCGUUAUUAAACCGAAUGGUGAAGUCAAUACGGAUAAUGCCAUCCUUUCGCACAGUGCAUACGUGUUAUAUCUUAGGAAAUGGAUUGAGCUUUUUCCUCGGCAUCAAUUCCUCGUCAUAGACGGCGAUGAAUUUGUUAAGAAUCCUUUACCAGUCUUACAACAGGUCGAGUCUUUCUUAGGUAUUCCCAACUACUUCAACGAAAAGAUCAUCUACUUUGACGAGGAGAAAGGCUUCUUCUGCAAGUCGAAACAGCGCGGUUUGGGUACCGUCUGUGCGGGAGCUACAAAAGGGAGACCUCACCCAAACGUUGACGAUGACGUCAUCAGAAAACUGAGAAGUUACUUCCGGCCCUACAAUACUCAACUGGAAGAUAUGUUGGGCAUGCUCUUCUCGUGGAGUUAGAGGGCAGUCCAACCUCGGUAAUAAGUUGAGUUGUGUGCAAGUAGACACAUUAUAGAAACGGGUUGGUGAAUGUGUAAAGGAAGAUUAAUAAGUACCAAAAAAAUGUUAAAAAUACCAGCGCAGUAACAGUAUUACUGGGGUUGCAGUUAUGAUAUGUUAUUAACUCGUCAUCAUGAAUAUGAUCUACGCUUUCAGAAAUAAUUUCUUAUUAUUUAUUCCAUUUUGUUCAAGCUUUCAAUAGUUUCAUUAAAACCUGUUUCUCUAACUGUUCUGCUUCAAUUAAUUUGCUAUCAAGUGUGGAUUUCCCUUUAAGUCUGUCAAACGUAGACCUUCGGAUUUGAGCUUGGAAUGAUUUGAAGCUUAUUUAUUUCCAUGUAAUAUACAUCAUUAUGUUUAUAACAUUUUAGCAUGUAAAAUUGUACAUAGAAAAAUUGGACGUCAUAAGCACAAUUUCAAUUGACGUCCUCAUCAUACAUAAACAGUUUGUACAGUAGAAAUUUAUGCAAUUUAUUAUUAUCAUUAUUAGGUCUUAGGCGUCACCUGGAGGAGGGAGAGAGGGA
This is a messenger RNA of Strongylocentrotus purpuratus (purple sea urchin), 2217 nucleotides long. RefSeq names its product heparan sulfate glucosamine 3-O-sulfotransferase 5-like. Gene Ontology annotation, molecular function: [heparan sulfate]-glucosamine 3-sulfotransferase activity. Lineage: Eukaryota; Metazoa; Echinodermata; Echinoidea; Camarodonta; Strongylocentrotidae. Bases 533 to 1657 code for a protein of 374 amino acids. The record is from RefSeq and is a predicted model, not a curated record. The transcript has 3 exons.